CCUUCUUAGUCCAAGACCACCACUGCUCGUCGCUGCUGCUCGAGUAAGCGUCCUCAGCGGAUACCGCCAACUACAAAUUCACUCGGAUCGUCACUGAAUCCUCCUAGUACCUGGGUAAAACUUUCCGUCGGAUGGUUUUGUUUCCUGUGGAGAACAUUAUUGUGUUGUUGGUGUUUUUUUUUGAAAUAUUUUAGUGAAUCGUGGUUUUUAAGUGCAGCAAGUGGUCCGCAUUCUGAUUUCAACGUGAGGAGUAAAACUUGCGAGAACGCUGUCACUUGAACCCUUCUCCCACCCGCUCAGCGGCAAAAACAUUCCCACGUGGUGGCCGUCUUGUUGGUAUCACGGAAAGAGUUAAGAAAAAUAAUCCCGUAGGCCUGUAUACACAGGAAAGUGUUCUUCCUUCUCAGAAGAAGUAAUUUUAAAAUCAACAUAAGAAAAGGACGAGAGUUCGAUCCUAUUCGCAGGAAAAGAAGAAGUCUUCUACGAAAGCAAAGCUGAAGGACACUGUUACAAACUGUCGUCAGUUAAUAGAAUGUUCAUCAGUUCGCUGACGCUGACAGCCGUGAUUCUGGCAUGUUUCUGCGUUGCCCGUGUGUCGGAAGCUAGUACUACCACGUCGACGCCUUCCUCAGGCGCCGGGACGCAAGCAUCAUCGCGUCGCGGGAACCAUCACCAUCACCAUCAGGAGACAGAGGACAGUGGCGGCGGGUUCCAUUCUGGUCCCAUGAAGAUUCACAACUUCAUAUCGACGGACGCUUUGUACGACGGCGAACAGGAGCGCCGGGUUCACUACAACGGCGUCACAGCGAAGGAGACGGCAGUCACGACCCUCGGGGAGGGUAACAGCACGAGAGAAUCUGUGAAAUUACGCCAAGUCACAGAUGGCACACAUUUCAUUCAACUCAUCUACGGAGCGGACAAUGAAAUACGAGACUGUGAAUUCCUACGUCAGAAGAAAAUAGUGCGACACUUCCUCGAGAGUUUCCGCAAAGAUAUUCAACGCGCAGUGAUACCAAGCGGCGGUGAAAAUUAUUACAGUGAGGACGCCGAAGAUGGGCAGUCGUUUCGUAACGUGACGUUCCAAAUCUUGGACCGCGGCUUCCCAUUGCCGUCAGACAUUUCGGAGUGGCUGAAUUUCGAGAAAUUGAAACAGCAGUGCGAAAAGAUCCAUCGCGAGAUGAAGAAACUCCUGAGGCACAAAGAUCACGGGACGGAAGCACAGAAGAGGCACGCCAACAACAACUUAGAAAGGAGGAAACGAGAGGUGAUGGAUUUGUUCCGGGUUCCGGGUACAAAGUGGUGCGGGAAAGGACGGACUGCCCGGAAGUACACUCAUCUGGGAGGCUUCGGAAUGGCCGACAAGUGUUGCAGACUUCACGACACCGCCUGCCCCUUGCACAUCUCAGCGUUCGAGGAGAAGUACGGUCUGUUUAACUGGCGAAUCAACACGAUAAUGCACUGCACCUGUGACGAAAGAUUUCGGACGUGCUUGAAGAUGGCCGACACUGGUCCAGCCAAUCUCAUAGGGAAACUGUUCUUCAACAUUGUGCAAACCAAAUGCUUUGUGCUGAAGCCAGAGAAGCUGUGCGUGAAGCGGUCGUGGUGGGGGAAAUGCCUCAAACAGGAGUACAGGAAGCAGGCGUACCUCAGAGACAACAUCCCUUAUUGAGGAACAUGGCGCAGCGCGCAGUCAUUCAUGAAGAACAGAAAUAUGCGACUCAGAGCACGCGCAGUGCCUCUGGCCGCGAGUGCUGCCAAAGGAAGUCAUCGUCAUCGAGUCUGUCAUCACUCGUCAUCGUCAUCAUGACGCGAAACUCCUUUCCCGUAACUGAAGUCUGAAGUUCGACAUUAAUUGUUCAAUACUCCUAAAUAAACAAAAAUUUGACAGUCCACUGUAGAACAGAAAGUUUCAGGACAAAGUGUGUGAGUCCCUGCAGGCAAGUUAUGUAAUAAUUUAAAUAUUCUGGAAUAAAUAGUUCCAUAAUUUCGUUUUUAAAUGCUAAUAUAACAAGAAAAAUUUUUUCAGGAAAUUGCAAAUGCAUAUUCAGUUUUACGAUAGCUCUUAUUUACAACUUCAUUCUAGGCACAAACAUGAAUUUGGGAUAGUUGCUGUGUUGCCGAAACGGCGGAAUAAAGCCGUUUUAACUUCACCGCCAAUUCACAUUCUCUUCUUGUACUCUUAGAGAGUUGUGAAGAACUCUUACUUAGAGAAUCCAUCGUCAUUUCAUCAAACACCAAAACCCACAUCAAAAGACUGCAUUUCUUCCUAAUCAUAGGAAGGCAUAUUCAUUAAGAAGACUGUACGCAUUUUAGGAAAUGAAUCUAUGUCGACGAAAUAUUUACGUAAGGAACUUUGUUGUUUUUGUUCGGUGCUGAGUUAAGUACCGCCACAAAGCUAAGUGCCAAAUGUCCUUAACACAUGUACAAAAACAUAUGUACUUACAUUUCCAGGUCACAUUGAAAAAUAUGAGUUGUUAUUAAUAUGA
This is a messenger RNA of Zootermopsis nevadensis, 2486 nucleotides long. RefSeq lists its product as uncharacterized. Gene Ontology annotation, biological process: arachidonate secretion; phospholipid metabolic process. Lineage: Eukaryota; Metazoa; Arthropoda; Insecta; Blattodea; Termopsidae. Gene Ontology annotation, molecular function: A2-type glycerophospholipase activity. The record is from RefSeq and is a predicted model, not a curated record.